Myxocyprinus asiaticus (Chinese sucker) is the source of this 3938-nucleotide messenger RNA. It is a transcript of the gene ubl7b, whose product is annotated as ubiquitin-like 7b (bone marrow stromal cell-derived). Gene Ontology annotation, molecular function: polyubiquitin modification-dependent protein binding. Gene Ontology annotation, biological process: ubiquitin-dependent protein catabolic process. NCBI's taxonomy places the organism in Eukaryota, Metazoa, Chordata, Actinopteri, Cypriniformes, Catostomidae. The record is from RefSeq and is a predicted model, not a curated record. Bases 89 to 1222 code for a protein of 377 amino acids. The transcript is spliced from 11 exons. Gene Ontology annotation, cellular component: cytosol.
UGUCGUAUCCGGGAAUCAGUUGUUGACAAAGCGCUGUCUCAGUGAUUACUUGCUGCUGUUGUAUGAACUGAUCACAGUAAAACUGGAAAUGGAAAGUUCCGCAUGGCAUCUCUCCCUGAAACUCAGUGACAAACCCAAAUCAGUCUUCCAGUUUCCAGAGAGUGAACCAGGAGAUGUCCAUCCAGGCAGAUACUUGGUAUCAACACUCAAACAGCUGAUCUCAGCACAGUUUCCAGACUCACUGCCUGACCCUGAGCUCAUAGACUUUGUGCAUUGUGGCUAUGUGCUCAAAGAUGAUCUCACGUUAGACUCCUAUGGGAUUAAGUGUGGGUCAACAUUGCAUAUUAUUAAGAAAACAUGGCCAGAACCUGAGGUCAAGCCUGAGCCGGUGAACAGGUCUGCAGCUGCCAGAGAAUUCAGGAUGCUUCAGGCAGCUUUGCACUCCAAUGCAGCAUACAGAGAUGCGGUGUUCAAGAUGCUGGGUAAUAAAGAAUCUUUGGACCAGAUUAUUGUGGCCUCUCCAGGACUCAGUUCAGACCCUGUUGCUUUAGGUGUGCUCCAGGAUAAAGACCUGUUUGUACAGUUUACAGACCCAAACUUGCUAGACAUGUUGAUCAGAUCUCACCCAGCAUUGGUCAACGCUAUCAUCUUGGUCUUACACUCCGUGACGAGAAGCAUGUCCAACCAAUCAAGUGCCAGCACAUCCCGCAACGCGACAGCCAGUUCUUACAGUGACAUGCCAGGAGGUUUUCUGUUUGAGGGCAUGUCUGAUGAUGAGGAAGAUUUUCAGCCUGGAAACAGAGCUGGCUCAUCAAGACACCAGAGACCAUUUGCAAGGUCCAGACCGAUGACACUGGGACACAGUGGAGCCACAGGACCACGUCCCAUCACCCAGAGUGAGCUAGCAUCUGCUCUAGCUUUAGCCAGCACACCUGAAGGCAGUGGAGUCACACCCACACUGGGUGGUCAGGAAAUGUCCUCUGCUGGGCCAUCAGUGCCAUCAGGUGUUCCUGUCACAAGCAGUCUGCUUAGUCAGGCACUGCAGCAAGCUCUACAGGCCUCUGGUGUGAGCUCACUACAGGGACGUUGGCAGUCUCAAAUGCAGCAGUUGAGGGAUAUGGGGAUCCAGGAUGAGGAACUUGCACUGCGCGCAUUAACAGCUACGAACGGAGAUCUCCAGGCAGCUCUCGAGCUCAUCUUUGCUGGGGGAGGUGUUGUCUAAAGUUUUAACUUGGCCUUGAACUGCUGUAGACUGAGCAGGGCUAACAGUUUACUGUUAAUUAAACAGUUAAUAUUGCCUUAAAGGACUGUUUUUUUUUCUUUUUGCCUAAAUUUUGGAAUGAAUAAUUAAACCUCUUUCAGGUGUGUGAUUAAUGUCAAGAAUAUACAGUUGAAGUCAAAAGUUUACAUACACCUUAGCCAAAUACAUUUAAAUUCAGUUUUUCACAAUUCCUGACAUUUAAUCAUAGAAAACAUUCUCUGUCUUAGGUCAGUUAGGACAACUAUUUUAUUUUAAGAAUGUGAAAUGUCAGGAUAAUAGUAGAGAAUGAUUUAUUUCAGCUUUUAUUUCUUUCAUCAAAUUCCCAGUGGGUCAGAAGUUUACAUACACUUUGUUAGUAUUUGGUAGCAUUGCCUUUAAAUUGUUUAUCUUGGGUCAGACAUUUUGGGUAGCCUUCCACAAGCUUCUCACAAUAAGUUGCUGGAAUUUUGGCCCAUUCCUCCAGACAGAACUGGUGUAACUGAUUCAGGUUUGUAUACCUCCUUGUUCUGCCCACAAAUUUUCUAUCAGAUUGAAGUCAGGGCUUUGAGAUGGCCACUCCAAUACCUUGACUUUGUUGUCCUUAAGCCAUUUUGCUAUGACUUUGGAGGUACGCUUGGGGUCAUUGUCCAUUUGGAAGACCCAUCUGCCACCGAGCAUUAACCUCCCGGCUGAUGUCAUUUAAAAAAAUAAAUGUUUCUCCCUUUUCUCCCCAAUUUGGAAUGCCUAAUUCCCACUACUUAGUAGGUCCUCGUGGUGGCGGAGUUACUCACCUCAAUCUGGGUGGCGGAGGACAAGUCUCAGUUGCCUCCGAUUCUGAGAAUGUCAAUCUGCGCAUCUUAUCACGUGGCUCGCUGUGCAUGACACCGCGGAGACUCCGCACGUGGAGGCUCACGCUAUUCUCUGCGAUCCACGCACAACUUACCACACGCCCCACUGAGAGCAGGAACCCCUAAUCGCGACCACGAGCAGGUUACCCCAUGUGACUCUACCCUCCCUAGCAACCGGGCCAAUUUGGUUGCUUAGGAGACCUGGCUGGAGUCACUCGCGCACCCUGGAUUCGAACUCGCGACUCCAAGGGUGGUAGUCAGCAUCAAUACUCGCUGAGCUACCCAGGCCCCCCCUGGCUGAUGUCUUGAAAUGUUGCUUCAGUAUAGCCACAUAAUUUUCCUUCCUCAUGAUGCCAUCUAUUUUGUGAAGUGCACCAGUCCCUCCUGCAGCAAAGCACCCCCACAACAAGAUACUGCCACUCCCAUGCUUCAUGGUUGGGAUGGUGUUCUUCAGCUUGCAAGCCUCACCCUUUUUCCUUCAAACAUAACAAUGGUCAUUAUGGCCAAAAAGUUCCAUUGUUGUUUCAUCAGACUAGAGGAAAUUUCUCAAAAUGUAAGAUCUUUGUCCUCAUGUACACUUGCAAACUGUAGUCUGGCUUUUUUAUGGCGGUUUUGGAGCAUUGGCCUCUUCCUUGCUGAGCAGCCUUUCAGGUUAUGUCAAUAUAGGACGCAUUUUACUGUGGAUAUAGAUACUUGUUUACCUGUUUCCUCCACAAUCUUCACAAGGUCCUUUGCUGAGGUUCUGGGAUUGAGUUGCACUUUUCGCACCAAACUGCAUUCAUCUCUAGGAGACAGAAUGUGUCUCCUUCCAGAGCGGUAUGAUGGCUGCAUAGUCCUAUGGUGUUUAUACUUGCAUACUAUUAUUUGUACAGAUGAACGUGGUACCUUCAGGCAUUUGGAAAUUGCUCCCAAGGAUGAACCAGACUUGUGGAGGUCCACAUUUUUUAAAAUACAUCCACAGGUACACCUCCAGUUCAGUACACCUCCUAUCAGAAUCUAAUUGUCUAAAGUCUUGACAUCAUUUUCUGGAAUUUUCCAAGCUGCUUAAAGGCAGUUAUAUGUAAACUUCUGACCCACUGGAAUUGUGAUAUAGUCAAUUAAAAGUGAAACAAUCUGUCUGUAAACAAUUGUUGGAAAAAUUACUUGUCAAGCACAAAGUAGAUGUCCUAAACGACUUGCCAAAACUAUAGUUUGCUGAUAUUAAAUCUGUGGAGUGGUUAAAAAAUUAGUUUUAAUGACUUCAACCUAAGUGUAUGUAAACUUCUGACUUCAACUGAAGCACAAGGAUGAUUCAGUUUGGGGCAUUUAUGGUAAUGCCAGUAAAUGACCACUAGGUGGCAGUGUAUGACCAUUUAAGGGAUUGAGUCAGUAUUGGGCUUUACACUUAACCUAGGUGUGAAAAACAUUUGCAUACAAAAGAAUGCUGUAAUUAGAUUGCAUCAAUUGACUCAAACUACCCAAUACCAAUUCAGAUGUUGGUUAAAAAGAAUUUCAUUGCAAAAUAUCAAAUUGUUUUUUUGUUUUAGAUUCAGUCAUUCAUUUUUCUUGUGACAAUGCAUUACUAACUCCAGAAGUUCCACUUUUGAAGUUUUUUUGUUUGUUUGUUUAUUUGUUUUAAUUCCCCUUAAUCUCAGUGGUGAUAAAACUUUAUUACUAUAAUAAAUUUUUUUUGCAAUGGAUUUCAAAGUUUUUUUUUUUUGUUUGUUUGUUUUCUGCAUUACAUGGUGUUUCUUUACAUUACAGUAAUACAAAUUUAGGUGAAAAUAUGCUUUAUUUUUGUAUGCAAAAUUAAUUUAUUAUCUCUUUCUUUUGAUGUUGGAAUAAAACAUGUCCUGGACAUGUUCUUGGCA